AUGGACACGGCUGGGUAUUUACCAAACGUCAGUGUCAGCACACUUUUGCCAACAGUGCUGAACGAGACGGAUGAGUACGAAGAAGAAGGGUUGGUGUUCCUCCCGAAUGGUGAGGAGUCUUACUCAACCAGCGUGGCGACCGCUGUGUGCUUUUCCGUCAUCUUCUUCCUCAGUGUGAGCGGGAACACCCUGGUCCUCUGCAUUCUGGGCUUCUACGAGAACCUGAGACAUGUCACCAACCUAUUCAUCCUGAACCUAGCCGUGUCUGACCUGGUCUUCGCCUCCACACUCCCCUUCUGGACCACCUACCACCUCUUCCACUGGGUCUUCGGUGACGUCCUUUGCAAGCUCCUGAGCGGCGCCUACUUCGUAGGCCAAUACAGCAGCCUGAUGUUCCUGACCGUCAUGACGGUCGACCGUUAUGUGACCGUGCUCCACGGCUCCCCAGGUGUACUGAGGAAGAGGAGGGUCUGCGCCCGGGUGUCGUGUGUGGCCGUGUGGGUGGUCAGCAUCUCGGCCUCCGUGCUGGACAUGGUCUUCUCGGAGGCCAGGGAGGAUAGCCAGGGUCGCUUGGAGUGUGAGACGGUCUCCGGCAGCCCUGCCAAUCACCAGGUGGUGUACUACCUGCAGAUUAGCCUGCUGUUCCUGCUCCCGCUGUGCAUCAUCACUUUCUGCUACUCCAGGAUCCUCAAGGUCACCAUGAGACGCAUCGCCCGGAAGAAGCACAAGACCGUGACGGUCAUCCUGUGCAUCGUGGUGGCCUUCUUCGUGUGCUGGAUGCCCUACAAUCUGUUGCUGCUCCUCGAGGUGGUCUACAGUGGCGACAACAGCUUCAUGGUGAGGCUGGACACGGCCUUCACCUUCUGCCACAUCCUGGCGUACUCGCACUGCUGCCUGAACCCCCUCCUGUACUCCUUCACACAAAAGUUCAGGGGGCACCUGUCCAGGCUCCUCCACCGCUAUCCUCUGCGGCGAACAGCAGGGGGCGACAGGCAAAGUACUGCGCACAGCGUCUCAAACAUCAUUCAGAAUGCGGUGGUGAUGCCCGACAACCUCUCUAUGUCAGGUCCCGGAAAUGGAGCCUGCACGGAGUUAAAAGAGCUCAAAGCUCAGGCUUAG
Molecule: messenger RNA, 1119 nt
Organism: Megalops cyprinoides (Indo-Pacific tarpon)
Lineage: Eukaryota; Metazoa; Chordata; Actinopteri; Elopiformes; Megalopidae
Product: chemokine XC receptor 1-like
Exons: 1
Coding region: 1-1119 (372 amino acids)
Biological process (GO): chemotaxis; immune response; G protein-coupled receptor signaling pathway
Cellular component (GO): membrane
Molecular function (GO): chemokine receptor activity
Source: RefSeq, a predicted model, not a curated record